Molecule: messenger RNA, 5399 nt
Organism: Coccinella septempunctata (seven-spotted ladybird)
Lineage: Eukaryota; Metazoa; Arthropoda; Insecta; Coleoptera; Coccinellidae
Gene: Glut1
Product: glucose transporter type 1
Exons: 13
Coding region: 262-2244 (660 amino acids)
Biological process (GO): monosaccharide transmembrane transport
Cellular component (GO): membrane
Molecular function (GO): hexose transmembrane transporter activity
Source: RefSeq, a predicted model, not a curated record
GACACCUUCUCCGCCCCUAGCCAGAAAGUCCUCCAGGAAUGAGGCGAAGAAAAAAGUCACGGAGGAAGAUGAAGCCACACUCAGGGAGCUACUCAUUAGGUGGAAGAAAGCUGUACUUCUACGAGUGAUCUACUUCAGGCAUACCUUAAAUACGCUUUUAAAGAGCGGCUUAUAGAAAGGGAGCGUCAAUCAAGAUUUUUACGUCGCAUCUCUAGCAGGAUACCUAAGGUUGUUGCUCCACUGUAGUUAGGGAACACAGCCAUGGUAUCGAUGCCUCCAAGUCUGCAGAAGCAGGUCAGCGUAAUGAGCAUGAACCUCAGCGCGAAGCUCGACGAGCUUCAGCGAGGUGACCGGCAUCUGGAGACUACAGUGGCUCUUUGCGAGAUCCGGACUCAGCUCCAAGAACUGACCAAGUCGGUGGAGUCAUGCCAGUCCGAGGUCUCGGAGGUCAAGAGGGACAUGGUGGCCAUCAAGCACGAGCUGGACACGGUCCAGCAGGUGAAGGAGGAGAUAGAGGAGUUGCGGGAGUACGUGGAUAGGUUGGAGGAGCACACCCAUCGGAGGAAGCUCAGGCUCCUCGAGCAGGGUCUGACCUUCUUCCUCACCUACGCCAUAUUGGCAGCUGUCCUCGGCAUGCUACAGUUUGGCUACAACACAGGAGUGAUAAAUGCACCGCAGAACAAUAUAGAGUACUUCAUUAAAAGCACCUAUCGAUCGAGAUAUGGAGAGGAACUUCCAGACGAGGCUGUUAGAGGCUUGUACUCCAUAGCUGUCUCCAUAUUCGCGAUCGGUGGGAUGCUGGGAGGCUUUGGAGGGGGGAUGGUGGCCAAUAAGUUUGGGAGGAAAGGAGGCCUUCUUCUCAAUAAUGUACUGGGUGUGACAGGCGCUUGUUUGAUGUGGUGCACCAAAGCUUCAAAUUACUACGAAAUUUUACUUUUAGGCAGAUUUAUAAUAGGAGUCAAUUGUGGACUGAACACAUCUUUAGUACCUAUGUAUAUAUCCGAAAUAGCACCUUUGAACUUACGUGGUGGUUUGGGAACCGUCAACCAGUUGGCUGUCACUGUCGGCCUCCUCAUAUCCCAAGUAUUAGGAAUAGAGCAGAUCCUGGGCACCAACGAUGGUUGGCCCCUUCUGUUGGGGUUGGCCGUAUGUCCUGCCUUACUGCAGCUAAUACUGCUACCUAUCUGCCCAGAGAGCCCCAGAUAUCUGCUGAUCACCAAACAGUGGGAGGAAGAGGCAAGGAAGGCACUAAGAAGAUUAAGAGCUAGCAAUCAUGUGGAGGAAGACAUAGAAGAGAUGAGGGCUGAAGAAAGGGCUCAACAGACUGAAUCAUCAAUAAGCAUGAUGGAAUUGAUUUGUUCUCCUACUUUGAGAGCUCCACUUAUAAUUGGCGUUGUGAUGCAGCUUUCUCAGCAACUUUCUGGAAUCAACGCAGUUUUUUACUAUUCAACAAAUCUAUUCUCGAACUCAGGGCUGACUGAAGAGAGUGCUAAGUUUGCAACCAUAGGUAUCGGAAGUAUCAUGGUCUGCAUGACCUUGGUGACGAUCCCUUUGAUGGAUAGGACGGGCAGGAGGACUCUGCAUCUGUACGGUCUGGGUGGAAUGUUCAUCUUUUCUAUUUUCAUCACCAUAUCGUUCCUGAUAAAGGAGUUUUUUGGCUACGUGCAGGAAAUGAUAGACUGGAUGUCCUACUUGAGCGUGGUCUCGACCCUUAGCUUCGUCGUGUUCUUCGCCGUUGGUCCUGGCUCAAUUCCUUGGAUGAUAACGGCUGAGCUCUUCUCCCAAGGACCUAGACCGGCGGCCAUGUCUAUAGCAGUGCUGGUAAACUGGAUGGCCAACUUCUUGGUCGGCAUCGGAUUCCCAAGCAUGAAUGAUUUACUCGACAACUAUACUUUCCUUCCGUUCAGUUUUUUCCUUGCUAUAUUCUGGAUUUUCACUUACAAGAAAGUUCCAGAAACCAAAAACAAGACAUUCGAAGAAAUUCUUGCACUCUUCAAACAUGGCAAUGGAAGAAUGAGCUUUCGUGAUAGUCAGUUGUAUGGGAGUAUGCUGAAUUGUGUGAAUGCUCUUGAAUCUCAUAUACCCGUCAACGAACAAGCUGGUCUAGUUAUAGCAGAGGAAAAAAUUGAACGAGAUUCCUGUGAAUCAGGUUCGGAGACCUCAAGCCGAACAGGCACAGGGGAUGGCAUCUGCAGACCACCACCGCCACUGCCACCACCACGGUUUCCAAACAGCGCUGUUUGACAAUGGGAAAACCACCUUAGUAUUGCCGAUUUCGCACUUUUGCCUAUCCCAAACCCAGUCCGAGCGCUCGAAGAGUACCUCCUAGACGUGAUCUCCGAACGGAGCCGCGCAUGCGCCGCGUUCUUGCGCAAUUCCCUGAACAAACCGGAUCGCGUGUACAGCCAGAGUGCGCGCGUGCGGCCCUGAAUAAGUCGGUAGUGCUCGAACUUCAAAGUAGUUGAGAUUAGUAGAAAUUGCCGAACACAAACUAUUACUGCUCAAAUUCAUACGCAUGUUAUCUAUAAAAAAUCCUCCAGUAACCUCCGACACCGCGCAAAGACGAAAUGAGGAACAAUCAAUCAUUAUAUUUAGUAUUUUCAACAUUUGAUGAAUUUUUUGAAAGUUUCGAUCGCAUACGUGGGCGAAGAGGCAUUUACUUAUAUUAUUUUUUCGUCAAAUUCAUCACAUACUUUACCAAACCAAAAUUCCAUAGUUUUUGGAUGAUAUUCAAGGAAAUGAACAAUACAAAACUUGAAAUAGAAGCAGAGCAAAUAAGAGAAAAACAACCAAUUAGGUAACUAUUUUAUUGUUGCAGUAUCUCCCCCUUAUUUUCAAAAUUUAUAACAGAGGGCACUGAGAAUUAACUACAGUUGAAUUCGAAACAGGAAACUCUAUAUACAUAAAAAUCGUUGAUAUCUGAAUUAAGUAAGUAUUUAAGAAGGGGAGUGCAAAUUGUCUCUGUCAUGUGUUUGAAAAGGGGAAGAUUUUACGAUGAAAAAUAUUAAUAAUAACCUUCAAUGAAACGUGCUGUCAUCGUCGACUAAGUUGUGCGACACUGAUGAAGACCAACAAAUCAGAAACCGCUUUGCCUGCUGCUCUUUAGACCAAUGUCAGCUCUCAUUUCAGUUCACUUUUUAAAAAAACUCGUUUAUAAAAGUAUCUACAUCAACACCAAAGUUUAGAGUACUUUUUCUGUCCAAGGUACAUGCAAUCUCCUCAAAGUUUUCUCUUUAUAGCGGUCAAUUAGAGACCGAUGCUUCAUUAUGAGUAAAAGAGAAUGAAUUCUGAAUUUUACUUUUCGUAAAAAAAAAAACAUUUCAUGAACAUUUAUUGAUUUUGAAAAGGUGUCGGUAAAAUUCGAAUUAUAUAAAAGAAUUGCAAAUUUAAAAUAAUAGUCAAUUCAUUUAUAAUUCUUAUUGAGGAUAAGUGAAGAAGCAAGAAAAAUGAAAAACAUAGGCGUAACCUGUCUAUUUCAAUCUGAAAUUCGAAAAAAAAAAUUUUCUGUUUAAAAAAUUGACGAUACUAAAUGCCUCUGAGCAACACCUGAAAUUCGUUUGGAACCUAAUUAUUCACUGCCAUCCCUAUUAUAAAUGUGCGGAUAGCCCAAAAAACGUAAAUAUUAUAAUUAACACUCUAAUUUAAAAACAAAAAUGACUUUUGUUCUUGAAACAAUUAGAAAAUCAAAGUUUCGCAUUCGUGAGUGAAUUGUUCAAACAGCAGUUAUUGAGUUUGGGUUGAGUUAAUUUUAUUUGUGUUCCCGAGUGUGAUUUGAAAAAAUAAACAGGUGCUCAAUUUUGACUAGUGCAAUCAUUAUUGUUACGAUUUUGUAGAUUUUAUUUUACGUUGAUUAUUUGAAAAGGUUGAGAAUUAACGUGUGGAUACUUCCCAAAUAGGAAUAUGGUGUUUGAAGAUAGUAUAUUUUAUGUAUAGGUAUUUAAUUUUUUUUUCUAUUUUUUUAUUUUCUUUCACUUUUUUUGCUACAUUUUCAUAAUCAGCUGGUACGGCUUCAUAAUUUACUGUUGAUAAUGCAGGAUUCCACCAUUAUUAUGUUGAAAUAAUGAUCAACGCUUCGACAUGCACGUUUUGGGAAAUAUCCACCGUUUUGAACUAUUACUAAUUCAUUAUUCGAAAUACUGAUAUGUACAGCAUGUAACAUUUUCUAGUGGAUAGAUUUCAAACAGUAUCUAACCAUAAUUUUAAACAGAAACUGCGCAUAUAGUUAUAGGCGAAACUAGUGGUUUUGGAGAUAAGUAUAUGGUCUCCGAGACGGGGAACAUUUCAAAUAAAUCCGAUUCGAAGGGGGAGUGGAGCUAAAUCUGUUUCAAAACGACUAUUAAAAUGACAAUUAGCAAGUAAGGUAAAGAGGCUUUUCUCUGAAUUUGGUAUUUCGUCACUGGAUGUACCUCAUUCCAGGAAAUCUGAGAAUGAAUCUAUUUCGAUAAUUUUUCCAGAAAUGGAUGUAGCUCUCGAAUAUCAUUGGAUAAUAAUAGGUGAAAAAAUUAAUCAGAUGCUAUUUAUUAUACACAAUGUCUACACACAUUCUUUCAAAACCAGUUUCUAAUGGCUCUAACAUUCUUGCUUGUAUAUUAUACUUUAGUUAAGCAUUUUUCGUAAUUUUCAAGGAAGCUCUAUAAUUUAUUUUUGAUUCUUGUUAUUCACCGCUAUGACUUUAUUCAGAGGGAAUAGUGCUAAUCGAUAAAAAAAAGAGGUAAUCAUUGAUAUUAUACUCAUAUACACAUAAUUUCAGAUUUCUUACAUUAUAUAUUCCUCAUUUCUUCACAGCUGUUUGAUUUUGAACAUUACAAUUAUAUCAUCUUGAAUGAAGUGUAUAAUGAAGACUUGACAAGAUGAAAUUGAUUACAACAUCCUUCUGAGAAAAGCCGCAAGUAAAAUUUCACAGCGUAAUUCGAGAUAGAGAAAGCAAAUGAUUAUUCUAAAUGUAAAUACUGUUGAAAAUAAUUUUAAUCGUAUAUUGUGCGAAUGCGAGUGUGAAGAGAGCAAUUUUUUGUUGAGCAGUUUAUAAACAGUUGAUUGAAUGUCUGGAUGACGGCCUUCAAUGGUAAUAUCUUGGAUAAAGUCGUAGAUAUUUUGAAUAUAACUUAUCGAAUGGUUCUUUCCUCUGUUACUUUAUUUCUGAUCACUUGGGGUUGAGUCAUGAAAAAUUAAUAGAAAAAUGGUAUAAAAUACUAAUCAUAUUGUAUGUUGAGUUCAUUAAAUCAAUUUUCUCUGAAUAAUUGUUUCAAUAUUCUUUUUGUUGUAAUGAUUUAUUGUAAUAAUUUAUUUCUAUACCACUGUGACGAAGUUUGCCUAACUUUGAAGUUUAUUCUUCAUUAUGAACCAAGUGAAUCAUUUGUAAAAUAUCCUGGACGCAAUAAAUUCUAUCUCUAUAAGAGUUA